Jaculus jaculus (lesser Egyptian jerboa) is the source of this 4151-nucleotide messenger RNA. It is a transcript of the gene Zer1, whose product is annotated as zyg-11 related cell cycle regulator. Gene Ontology annotation, molecular function: protein binding. The record is from RefSeq and is a predicted model, not a curated record. The transcript is spliced from 16 exons. The coding region runs from base 335 to 2635 and encodes 766 amino acids. NCBI's taxonomy places the organism in Eukaryota, Metazoa, Chordata, Mammalia, Rodentia, Dipodidae. Gene Ontology annotation, cellular component: Cul2-RING ubiquitin ligase complex.
UUCGUGACCCUUCCUCCGCCCCCGGGGGUGGCGUGGGGGGGGGGGGCUCCUGCCUAGCGCCACUCAAGCCCCGCCCCGCCGACCCCCGUCUCUCCUGGACCCGGGGUUCUAGAGCGACAGGCUUUCGCCAACCUCCUGCGGCGCUCUGGCUCCUGACUCUCCCGGGCCCCAUCCUCCGCUCCUCCUCGCCAGCGAAGCAUCCCGUCACCUUCCCAACGCAGGGAGCAGCCCCAUCCCAGGGCUUUGGCUCUCACCAAUGAUACUGUGAGUGUUGGGGAGUCCUUGUUGCCCUUGAGGGCCCUUACCCUAGAGUGGCCAUCUGCUUGUUAUCAGCAUGGCGUCCGAUACGCCUGAGUCCCUGAUGGCCCUCUGUACUGACUUCUGCCUGCGCAACCUUGAUGGCACUCUGGGCUACCUGCUAGACAAAGAGACCCUGCAACUGCAUCCAGACAUCUUCUUGCCCAGCGAGAUCUGUGACCGGCUGGUCAAUGAGUACGUGGAGCUGGUCAGUGCUGCCUGCACCUUCGAGCCACACGAGAGCUUCUUCAGCCUCUUCUCAGAGCCCCGUAGCACUCGCCUCACCCGGAUCCACCUCCGUGAGGACCUGGUGCAAGAUCAGGACCUAGAGGCCAUUCGCAAGCAGGACCUGGUGGAGCUGUACCUAACCAAUUGUGAGAAGCUGUCUGCCAAAAGCCUGCAGACGCUGCGGAGCUUCAGCCACAGCCUGGUGUCCUUGAGCCUCUUUGGUUGUGCCAACAUUUUCUACGAGGAGGAGAACCCUGGGGGCUGUGAAGACGAGUGCCUCGUCAACCCCACUUGCCAGGUGCUGGUCAAGGACUUCACCUUUGAGGGCUUCAGCCGGCUGCGCUUCCUCAACCUGGGCCGCAUGAUCGACGGUGUCCCUGUGGAGUCACUGCUGCGGCCGCUCAGCUCACUGGCUGCCUUGGACCUCUCUGGCAUCCAGACCAGUGAUGCCACCUUCCUAACCCAGUGGAAGGACAGCCUGGUGUCUCUUGUGCUCUACAACAUGGACCUUUCAGAUGACCACAUCCGUGUCAUCGUCCAGCUGCACAAGCUGCGCCACCUAGACAUCUCCAGAGACCGUCUCUCCAGCUACUACAAGUUCAAGCUGACUCGGAAGGUGCUGAGCCUCUUGGUGCAGAAGCUGGGGAACCUGAUGUCCCUGGAUAUCUCUGGCCACAUGAUCCUGGAGAACUGUAGUAUUUCUAAGAUGGACGAGGAGGCGGGACAGACCAGCAUCGAGCCUUCCAAGAGUAGCAUCAUGCCUUUCCGAGCUCUGAAAAGGCCACUGCAGUUUCUCGGGCUCUUUGAAACCUCUCUGUGUCGCCUCACACACAUUCCAGCCUACAAAGUAAGUGGUGACAAAAAUGAGGAGCAGGUGCUGAACGCCAUUGAGGCCUACACGGAACACCGGCCUGAGAUCACUUCCCGGGCCAUCAACUUGCUCUUUGACAUCGCACGCAUUGAACGUUGCAACCAGCUUCUGCGGGCCCUGAAGCUGGUCAUCACAGCCCUCAAGUGCCACAAGUAUGACAAGAACAUUCAAGUGACGGGGAGCGCUGCCCUCUUCUACCUGACCAAUUCCGAGUACCGUUCAGAGCAGAGUGUCAAGCUGCGCCGGCAGGUCAUCCAGGUGGUGCUGAAUGGCAUGGAGUCCUACCAGGAGGUGACGGUGCAACGGAACUGCUGCCUGACUCUCUGCAACUUCAGCAUCCCUGAGGAACUGGAGUUCCAGUACCGCCGGGUCAACGAGCUCCUGCUCAGCAUCCUCAACCCCACGCGGCAGGAUGAGUCCAUCCAGCGCAUCGCCGUGCACCUGUGCAAUGCCCUGGUCUGUCAGGUGGACAACGACCACAAGGAGGCUGUGGGCAAGAUGGGCUUUGUUGUGACCAUGCUGAAGCUGAUUCAGAAGAAGCUGUUGGACAAGACGUGUGACCAGGUCAUGGAGUUCUCCUGGAGUGCCCUGUGGAACAUCACGGAUGAGACACCUGACAACUGUGAGAUGUUCCUCAACUUCAAUGGCAUGAAGCUCUUCCUGGACUGUCUGAAGGAAUUCCCAGAGAAGCAGGAAUUGCAUCGGAACAUGCUAGGGCUCCUGGGAAAUGUGGCGGAGGUGAAGGAGCUUCGGCCUCAACUGAUGACUUCCCAGUUCAUCAGUGUCUUCAGCAACCUGCUGGAGAGCAAGGCUGAUGGCAUCGAGGUUUCCUAUAAUGCCUGUGGUGUCCUCUCCCACAUCAUGUUCGAUGGGCCUGAGGCCUGGGGUGUCUGUGAACCCCAGCGGGUGGAAGUGGAGGAGCGUAUGUGGGCGGCCAUCCAGAGCUGGGACAUCAACUCCCGAAGAAAUAUCAAUUACAGGUCUUUUGAACCAAUCCUCCGCCUCCUUCCCCAGGGCAUCUCUCCCGUCAGCCAACACUGGGCAACCUGGGCCCUGUACAACCUCGUGUCUGUCUACCCUGACAAAUACUGCCCCUUGCUGAUCAAAGAAGGUGGGAUGCCCCUUCUGAGAGACAUGAUCAAGAUGGCCACUGCCCGGCAGGAGACCAAGGAAAUGGCCCGCAAGGUGAUUGAGCACUGCAGUAACUUUAGAGAGGAGAACAUGGACACAUCCAGAUAGAGGCUCCACCCCACAGCCGCCGCUGCUCGGACCACAGGCAAAGAGGAGACACUCAAGGCCCAGUGGGCAGGCCCAAGAGCCUCCCACAGGAUGAAGAGACAGAGGGGACUUUUGCACAACCGACGCUUUUCCUUAACAUUAGUGAGAUAUAUAUAUAUUAUAUAUAUUAUUUUUUUUUUUUGUUUUGGUUAGGAAGUGUGAAGUUUUGUGUGUAUGACUUCUGUACAAAAACAAAAGCAAUCUCCUGAGUCUUCGCAGCUUCCUUGGCCAUUCUCAAACCAUCUCUAAGCCUUCAUUGCUGCCACACUCCCUCCAACGCUGUGAGUGUCCAGUCUUUUUCCAGUGAGCAUAGACCCUGGCUGAGCUUCUGUCUAUUGUGAAAGGAGCUGGCCCUUACCAGGCCAUUCCAGCAACCCCCACACCAUCCCUACCUAAGCUCCCCAUCUGGGCUCCCAGGUGAGGCUGAUGGAGUUUUGGGAUUAAGACUAACCCCAAUGGGUCUCCCAGAAGCCUUGGUGCUCCGGGCUAUGGGCUAUCUGGGUCCAGAAGGUGAGCUGCUCCAGGUCUGGGCCCUGGAAGACCCUGGAAGAGUGUGGCUCCCACUGGCCCACCACUCUGGCCAGGCCUGCCCGUGGCCAUGCUGCUAUGGAGACUGCCUCUGAGUCUCCCUCAGGCCCCAGGCUGUUGAAGGCCCCAGGCCAGGGAUGGUCAGAACUCAGGGGUAGAUUCCACUGCCCCCUCUGCCAAACCAUACCCACCUGCCCUAGGUCUGGGAACCAGCACCUUCCAGGGCCAAGGUCUUGCUCUCUUGCUCCAUAUCCCUCAUCUGCCACAAGUACCCCAGGUGCCCAGGCACUCCCACCAGCACAACUGAGCCCAUCCUGCUGCCCAGAGGACCUCACAGCUCCCUCUGAGGCAGGAGAUUCCCCACUCCCACCAUAACCAGAGGCAGCGGGCAGCCACUUCUAGACCAGCACUUGGCCAGCCCUCUCCUACUUCUCCUACUAGCUCAGGCUGUCCCUGGGAAGUUGCCCCACUGUGCCUCAGACACAGUAACAGCUGUCUCAGCCGUUUGUUGACCUCCCUUGCUGAAUCUCAGCAUUGCUUCUCAUGGACAUAUGGGUGCUGAGGAAACCCAUACCGAACAGGCAGGCCUGGGGAGCAAAGUUGACCCUGGAGGAUGCCCUUGGGUGACUUGUUCUUCCUUCUUCCUUUCCCAGACAUGUUCUUGGACUCUCUUGGUAUGUCUGCCUCCAGGCAGAAGGGGUCUGGUUCACAGAACUUGGAGGUAACUGGCCUCUUUUGGUGAGCCGCAUGCCUGGGCUAUAGAAGGCUUAGCCCUAUUUUUCCAGUGUGGCAGAUGAUCUGCCUUGGCCCCUCCUUUCCAUCCCAGGCCCUCCUGGCCCCACCCAGACCCCAGGCAGACUUCACAUCACAUUGCUUUACCACUUGGGGCCUGGGGAAAUGUCUGUACUUUGGGAUGUCACAGAAAUACAUUUUUGUGCAAAGUGCAAAA